Messenger RNA from Rotaria sp. Silwood1, 486 nucleotides. NCBI's taxonomy places the organism in Eukaryota, Metazoa, Rotifera, Eurotatoria, Philodinida, Philodinidae. The record is from the annotation of a GenBank genome assembly.
AUGUCUUGGUUAACAAUCUUCACUAGUUUCGCUGUUUUAUCUUCAUUAGUUAUUGCUGAUGAUCCAUGUCGAUUUGAAUAUCCUGCAAAAGGUGUCAUUGAUUUAACUUCUUUAGGUCGAACUGAUGGAAAACCUGCAUAUCCUGAUAAAUUACCACUGACAGGAUCUGGCUAUAAAUAUAGUUAUAAUCCAUGUAAACCAUUUAACGAAGGACCUAGUUGUAAUGGAGUAGCUGCUUGCCAAGUUUCGAUGGAUGGACAAUACAGCUUUUCUCUUGGUACACAAGAGAGUGCAAGCUGGAAUCCAGGUGGUUUAGGAAGUGGUCCUUCAGUUACUUAUUCAGCUGGUGAAAAAACAGUCGUUGUUAUAUUAGAAUGUGUAACUGAUGGUACCAAUGAAUUAGAAGCUUUAGGUGAACCUUCAAUCAAUUACUAUAAACUUAAUUUAAAAAAUAAAUGUGCUUGUUGGGAUGGAUGUGGUACGUAA